GAAGCUUGGCGCAGCUGACAGGACUGCCUGAACAGCCAUUAGCCGAAGCGAGGGCCGCUGAGAGUUAAAAUUGUUUAAUCAAAAACUUCAUAUUGUAAAUUUGAACUGCUAAAGAAAAAACUAUAGACUUUGAUAUUGAAGGAAAUGAAGAGAACCAUCACUGAAAAUUCAACUCGAAGUACAGCAGGCUGUUUGCCUGUACCGUUGUUCAAUCAGAAAAAGAGGACCAGACAACCAUUAACUUCUAAUCCACUUCAAAAUGAUCCAGGUAUCAGCACUCUUUCUGAGAGUUAUGAUUUCCCCCCUCUGCCAACAGAUUGGGCCUGGGAAGCUAUGAAUCCAGAGUUGGCUCCUUUAAAGAAAACAAUGAACACAGGGCAAAUACCACAUUCAAUUUCUCAUCCCCUGAGAAGUCAAGAUUCUGUGUCUAAAUCUAUAAUAUCAAAUACUGAAAGAAGCCAGGGCGAUUGGAGAGAUGGCAACAAAAAUACCACCUUGAAAACUUGGAAUAAGAAUGAUUUUAAGCCCCAGUGUCAAAGAACAAACCUAGUGGCAAAUGAUGGAAUAAAUUCUUAUCCAAUGAGUUUGAGAGCUCAACAACAAAAACAAUUAAGAAUAUCUGACCCUCCUAACUUAUCUCACCACAAUGAAGUACUUAGACAAACAUAUUCAUCAAAAACACCUGGCUCCACAAUGAGUGGUCUAGACAAAAGUAACAAAAGCAGUGCAUUACAGGCAUUUAAGCCCAGUUUUCAACAAAAUCAAUUUAAGAAAAAGAUGUUGGAUGGUUUCCCAGAAGAAAACACUUUCAAGGAAGUCUCAUUUUAUCAGUUACAGUUUAAAGAAAAAGGAAAUUCUUUACGAAUUAUUUCUGCAGUUAUUGAAAGCAUGAAGUAUUGGUGUGAACAUGCACAGAAAACUGUAUUGCUUUUUGAAAUAUUGGCUGUUCUUGAUUCAGCUGUUACACCUGGUCCAUAUCAUUCAAAGACUUUUCUUAUGAGAGAUGGAAAAAAUACACUGCCUUGUAUAUUUUAUGAAAUUGAUCGUGAACUUCCAAGACUCAUUAGAGGUCGAGUUCAUAGGUGUGUUGGAAACUAUGAUCAGAAAAAGAAUAUUUUCAAAUGUGUUUCUGUCAGACCGGCAUCUGUUUCUGAACAAAAAACUUUUCAAGCAUUUGUUAAAAUUGUAGAUGCUGAGAUGAGGUAUUAUACUAAAGUAAUGAAUGAAAUUUAGAUAGUUGUAAAGGAAGUUUAAGAGGCAUAAAUGGCAGCACUUUUCUGUUAUUGUUUAAUAUACCGUCUUCAUGGUUUUACAGCUACUGUUUUCUAUGUAUUUGUUGAAUUAAAUAUUUAAAUCCUGUUGGAGAUUACCCUGUGUGAUGAUCGCCCAGAUCUGCUGGAAAACCCCUUGAGUAACCUGGCACACUGGGCCCUCAAGGACAGAAGACUUUCCUAGAGAAGCAAGCCAAGUACUACUGGGCUAAUGUGCCCUCUGUCCUACAUAAUAGUUCUUACAUACUAUCCUUUGUGUUUACAAGUAAAUCUUUAGCUUCCUUCUUAAAGAUGUUCUUGGUUGUGUAGAAGACUGGCUGUUUGUAUGUUCAUCCUUUCCUGUCCACUGUACAUUUAUAGAAUUUUCCAUCAUAAAUAUAUACAGUUAAGGUUGCUGAGAAAAGGUCACUUAUCUACUUCAAAGUACUUUAUUGUUUGUAACCUGAUCUUCACACAAUAAAUA
Molecule: messenger RNA, 1734 nt
Organism: Tupaia belangeri chinensis (Chinese tree shrew)
Lineage: Eukaryota; Metazoa; Chordata; Mammalia; Scandentia; Tupaiidae
Gene: SPATA22
Product: spermatogenesis associated 22
Exons: 9
Coding region: 145-1233 (362 amino acids)
Biological process (GO): gamete generation; regulation of meiotic cell cycle; homologous chromosome pairing at meiosis
Source: RefSeq, a predicted model, not a curated record